Phymastichus coffea is the source of this 2499-nucleotide messenger RNA. It is a transcript of the gene Npl4, whose product is annotated as nuclear protein localization protein 4 homolog. The record is from RefSeq and is a predicted model, not a curated record. Gene Ontology annotation, biological process: ubiquitin-dependent protein catabolic process. NCBI's taxonomy places the organism in Eukaryota, Metazoa, Arthropoda, Insecta, Hymenoptera, Eulophidae. Gene Ontology annotation, cellular component: nucleus. The coding region runs from base 346 to 2313 and encodes 655 amino acids. The transcript has 14 exons. Gene Ontology annotation, molecular function: ubiquitin protein ligase binding; ubiquitin binding.
UCGCUCGCACGACCGCUCGUAUAGCUGCAGUGCUAACGGGCUUUAAUGCUCGACCCCGUGGUUACGCUUGACUUGAUAGUUUUUCCAACAAGUUUGAUAGCCGCACGCACCAGAGAGAGAGAGAGACAGAGAGAGAAGAAUAGAAAUAAGUCCAAGAAAAUUUCCAUUCUUUGGAUUAAAUGUAGUGGUGGCAGCGUCUGAUCGUAGAAGACAGAAAAAUACAGCUGCUCAAGCGAGCACACGACAAGCUGCUAGGGACAUUUCGGUAGCUAGCAGCGCGUUCGAACGAAGGCUGAGAAACGACGAGAGAAAAACAGCUGAUGCUGGGCAACAGAACUCACCAAUAUGUCAAAGUCCAAGCAAAUUAUACUACGUGUGCAAUCUGCAGAAGGAACAAAGCGAAUCGAGACAUAUCCUUCUGACACAAUCUCUCAGCUUUUUGAAAAGAUUCAUGAUGCAUUCGACUUACGAAGUUUUGGAUUUGGCCUUUAUAAACAACGCAAUCAGAAAGAUGAACUUAUAUCAUCUUGCAGUAAAACUAUUCAAAGUGCAGGUCUAAAACAUGGAGAUAUGUUAUAUUUGGCACCUGUGAAUGGUGCAGUUAUUUGGGAUACCCCAUCAAUCAGUAGUGCCUCCAAUAAUGUAUCCUCAGAACCAAUGGAUAUUACUCCAAGCACUAGUAAAGGACCUCCAGGACAGCCAAUUAUGAAUAACUCUGCACGACCAUUAUCAACUCCCGUAGAAGAUGAGGUAGAUCAGCAACUGUGGAAAUUAAAUGGAAAAAUACAGAGAAAACGUGACGAAAAAUUUUGUCGACAUGGAGCUAAUGCUUGUUGUGUGCAUUGUUCACCAUUAGAACCUUUUGAUGAGGCUUAUCUAAAAGCUCAAAACAUAAAACACAUGUCUUUCCAUUCUUACCUUAGAAAACUUACAGCUGGUGUAGAUAGAGGAAAAUUUUUGCAGUUAGAAGAUAUAAGUUGUCGUAUUAAAACUGGUUGUAAGGAUCAUCCACCAUGGCCUAAGGGAAUAUGUAGUAAAUGUCAGCCUAACGCUAUAACUCUAAACCGACAAACUUAUAGACACGUUGAUAACGUAGUUUUCGAAAAUGCUCAUCUCGUCGAAAGGUUUCUCAAUUAUUGGCGCAUAACAGGUCAUCAGCGCAUUGGCUAUUUAUAUGGUAGAUAUGAAAUCCACUCAGAUGUACCUUUAGGCAUUAAAACGGUUGUAGCUGCUAUUUACGAGCCACCACAGGAAAGUACGAAAGAUUCUAUAGUUCUGUUGCCAGAUGAAAAAGAAGCUAUUGUAGAUGAAUUAGCUCAGUUUUUAAAUUUGAAAAAGGUAGGAUGGAUUUUUACCGAUCUCAUUGCUGAUGACGUUAAGAAAGGCACAGUAAAACAUGUCAGAAAUAUUGAAAGCCACUUUUUGUCUGCACAAGAAUGUAUUAUGGCUGGUCAUAUACAAAAUAAAAUACCUAAUCCUUGUCGCUUUUCGCCGUCUGGUUAUUUUGGCUCAAAAUUAGUAACCAUUUGCGUCACUGGUGACGACAAAAAUCAAGUUCAUAUGGAAGGAUAUCAAGUAACUAAUCAGUGCAUGGCGUUGGUUAGAGAUGGAUGUCUAGUGCCAACAAAGGAUGCACCAGAACUAGGCUACGUUAUUGAAUCAUCAGAUAAGCAGUAUGUUCCAGAUGUGUACUAUAAGGAAAAAGAUUCGUAUGGCAACGAAGUUUCAAGAUUGGCUAGACCACUGCCGGUUGAGUACUUAUUAGUGGACGUUCCUGCGUCCACACCAUUAACGCCUCAAUUUACCUUCUUUGCCAAUGACAACAUUACUCCAUUCCCUGUUGAAAACAGGUUGAUUGAUGGACAAGUUCAAGAAUUCAGUUCCUUGUGCACUUACAUGCAACAAUUUAGUCCCGAUCAGUUCCUUGAGGCAAUGUCAGAUUUCCAUCUUCUUAUAUUUAUUGCUUGCAUGGAAAUGCUCCCUCUCAAGGAUCAUAUGGACCCACUAUUUGAAGCUAUUUGUACUAAGGAUCGCCAAAAAGCUGCCAGCUGGUCUUGUUCUGAACAUUGGGCAACGGUUGAACAACUUAUAUCUGCAACAUCAUCUGCUGGUCCAUCCAGUCGCAGUACAAUGUUUGGAAAUGAUUCAUCAGGUUUAACAUCUAGAGGUGUAGGAACUAGUAGCACCAGAAGUGUACCAUCAGAUGAUUCUAGAGCUGAACAAACUUUGUGGACAUGCUCACACUGCACUUUUCUCAAUCCUGCUGAUAUUAGCACAUGUGAUAUGUGUAGUUUGCCGAGAAUGACGAUGUGAAUUUUCAAUAAGAUAAAGUCAAGGAAACAAAGCUUACAGCUGCAUAGAAAUAUAUAAGCAUCCAAUGACUGAUUACUAUAACUAGCCAUUCAGCGUUCUUAUUGAAAUUUUUAAUAAUAAAAAAGAAAAACAUGAAGAAAUAAAACUGUGAUAUGAGAAGAAAGAAAGGCAUCAUAUGGAUUCAAC